CCCGAGGCUCCGCGCAUAGACGAGAGCCGCUGUUUCCAAUUCACCAUUGCUAACAGCCAUUUCAUUUAGGUCAUUUCUAGUUUUCAUUAUUUAUACAAUGACUGAGGAUGGAUUCCGAACGACUUGACAUGUCCGUGAAAGACCUGGGAUUUGGGAUUUAUCACCGCAAACAAUGAAUCGUUUUUUCAAUCCCAUCAAAGACCAAACCAGACGGGUGCAUUUUUAAAUAUAUAGGGCGCCUACAGACACAGUGUACAUAUUUUCAAAAAGGAUGACUGCACUCUGAACGGAGUCCGCAUAUUGGCCUACAGUUGAAUAUGGAAGCGGAUGGGUUAUCACUGAAAGUAUAAAAUCACAGGAGACUAGAAUGGUCGAAAAAAGGCGUCUCUUUUUUUGAUGGAGAAUCCAACAAGCAGAGCAAGACCCACAAUAAAAGCGUGAUGUUCUGUAAUAUGAACACCGUUAUUUUCAAAAUUGAGAUGCGUUUACCAGUGAUAGGAUCCAGUUGAUGACACCGAGAAAUAAGUAUUUGAAAACAGAAAAGAUUGUCAGAAUUGGAAUUUACCCAUUUGUUCUAUUCUGUCAGUGUGAUGGGAAUGUAUUGCUGAACAUUGGGAGAGCUUUAUGGAAAACCCGAAGACAUGACAUGCACACGAAAAAAGAGGAAACGAUCCUUUUUGUUCUUUAAAACCUGUGUUUAUUUAAGAAGUCUGCAACAGGCUUAAUUGACGGGGGAGCCUUGCAAAAGUAAAAGUAUACGUGCAUUAAGAUCUGAUUCUACUGAGGUGACAAUACCCUGUAUAAAUUAUGUUUUCAGUCAUUUAAUUGUGAAGGAUGUCGACAUUCAUUGUGGAUUAUAUUUGGAAUUUAUGCUCGUUUUGUUGACCCCUCUAUGCCAUUUACUGUUGCUUUACCAUGAUCUUUGAAUCAUUUUAUAUUUAAUGUGGACUGCAACAAGCGGCCUAGAAUAAAAUCCUAAGCCUUUGUCUCGAGGACAAGCAUAAUAAAUAAGGAGCUGAAGCUGUGAGAAGAGGCACGAGAGAUAGAGCUACAGGAAACAAGGGGCUUAGUGAAAAAUGGGGCAAUGCGGACUGAAGCGCUCCGGUUCCAUGUGAGAUCAAAAGGAGAGGCAACCACGAGGACGAACAAAAGGGCAGCUGGAGGAGGAGGCGGAGGAGGAGAGGGAGAAGGAGGAGUGGAUUUCAGGAGAGAAGAGGGCAUAACCUGGGAGACAAAGGGAUGGCCAAUGGCAACGAGACCAGUGAGGGGCUUGGCGGUCCCCUGGCGGCGGUGGUGGCCACGACGGGAGGGAUGGCAGUCGGGGGCCCAUCGUCAGCUGUGUCCACCUACAUCAAACUGGUCCUACUGGGGCUAAUCAUCUGCAUCAGCCUGGUGGGGAACCUGGUGGUGUCUCUGCUGGUCCUCAGGGACCGGGCCCUGCACAAGGCCCCCUACUACUUCCUGCUGGAUCUGUGCCUGGCCGACACCAUCCGCUCGGCCGUCUGCUUCCCCUUCGUGCUGGUGUCCAUCAAGAACGGCUCGGCCUGGACCUACAGCGUGCUCAGCUGCAAGGUGGUGGCCUUCAUGGCCGUGCUCUUCUGCUUCCAUGCUGCCUUCAUGCUGUUUUGCAUCAGCGUGACGCGCUACAUGGCCAUCGCCCACCACCGCUUCUACUCCAAGCGCAUGACCUUCUGGACGUGCGUGGCGGUGGUGUGCAUGGUGUGGACGCUGUCAGUGGCCAUGGCCUUCCCACCUGUCUUUGAUGUGGGCACCUACAAGUUCAUCCGCGAGGAGGAUCAGUGCAUCUUCGAGCACCGCUACUUCAAGGCAAACGACACACUGGGCUUUAUGCUGAUGCUGGCUGUGCUGAUCCUGGCCACGCACGUGGUCUACAUGAAACUGCUGCUCUUCGAGUACAAGCACCGCAAGAUGAAGCCCGUCCAGAUGGUGCCUGCUAUUAGCCAAAACUGGACCUUCCACGGGCCUGGCGCCACCGGCCAGGCGGCAGCCAACUGGAUCGCAGGCUUUGGUCGGGGCCCCAUGCCGCCCACCCUGCUGGGCAUCCGGCAGAACUUGCACAACCAGAACCGGCGCCUGUUGGGCAUGGAGGAGUUCAAGGCGGAGAAGCAGCUCGGCAGGAUGUUCUACGUUAUCACCCUGUUGUUCCUGGUGCUGUGGUCACCCUACAUAGUGGCCUGCUACUGGCGGGUGUUUGUCAAGGCCUGCACCAUACCGCACCGGUACCUCUCCACCACCGUAUGGAUGAGCUUUGCCCAGGCAGGGGUAAACCCUAUUGUCUGCUUCUUCCUCAACAAGGACCUGAAGAAGGGGCUCCUGGCACACCUGCCAGCCAGCUGUAGGACUAAACCUCAUCUGCCCCGAGAGCCUUAUCGCGUCAUGUGAGGGGGACGGUGGGCGGUCGUUACCUGGUGGGGGUGGGGGUGUGGCAGGGAUGUCUGGGAGUUGUUUGGUUGGCUGAGGGACCAUUUGAGUUGUUGUGGCCUUUGAUUCAGUGCAAGAUGAUUUAAAAAGGGUGGGUGUCAGUCUGGAACUGUUGAAGAGGUUAAAAUUUCAGAAUUCCAUUCACCUCCAUGUGAUGUAUCUGGGUUUCUCCUUGUCAGAGGAGAGGUAUUUCAAGCUCAUUUGGGAUGUUCUAAAUUGUUUUUCUAAAGUCUUAUUGGGGGAUUAUUAAACACAGUAACAGGCAUGUGGUUGCUGCAGUGUAGAAACCAUGAAACCAAUUGUUGGUCUAAAAUUAUUAUAGAAAGAAUGUAUGAUUUCCACAUUUUAUUAUCAAACCAAAAACACCUUUGACUUCAGCUUAUAGAUUUGGAUUCAUUUUUAGAUCAGUUACAUUAAACUGCUAACUGCCAUUUUUUAAAUAUUUUUUAAAAAUAUAAAUGGCCUUCUCCACACAGAAAGAAUAGGAGACUGAACCAACAACAAAAGUGUCCAUCUCAGAUGCAUGUAUGUAUUCUUACUUUUAAUGUGGAACAAAUAUGAAACUGCUUCCUUCAACUGCUUUAAUCAAAGGCAUCAGUCAAACAUACAAAACAUGAGUUUUGUACGAAUAGCAUAUUCAGGCACUCUCACGGGUUUAUGUGGUGUUUCUCAGAUGAAUUAUUAUGUUUAUUUAUUUGUCCACCUUGAGAUCUACAUUCAUUUUGAUGAUUUGAACAACUAAUACCCUUGAAAGAAAACAUGCAAGAUUUAGUGAAGUCGGCGGAAGUAGAAACUGACAAGAGGCUAUCAUAGAAAGUCAGCAAGAGUUAUUCUGGCAUGGUCAUACGUUACGAAAAUGUGCAAGUAACAUUCUCAUUUGGUCUAACGAGCACCUCAAAUCAGCGAACAAUAGGAGAUGGGGAAAAAACGUGUUAACAAGAGCUGCCGUGGAGAAAAGUUUGAUCUUGUGUUCGUUAGCGUUGAACAGAAAUGAGCAGAUACUAAUUGUGAAGUGCAUGUUUAGGUGAUAUUUGUGUUAUCCCAUGAUUCCUGAGGAUAACUUUUAAACAAAACAAUGCCCCAAUCAAGGACAAACUAUGAGAAUCUGAGUCCAUUUUAUAACAGAAAACCAAUGAUACAUUGACAGAAAAUGCUCAGUGCUCUUUCUAAAUUCCUGUUGCUGCAGGUGGUAUUGUUACAGAUGAUUGAACACCUUGGAAAUCUCGCAAAUUGUUUAAAAAGACAGUUGAUAGUAAUGUUCAUAAAAGCUAAAUCAGAAUGUUUAUAUCUUCAGAUAGGAUAAAGUUAUUUAUAUUUGAUGACAUCAUCACUUCACACGAAGGUCUUGGAAGAGGGGUGGGGGGAACUUGCCCAUUUAUGUUUUUGCACAUUGGAGUAUGAUAAAUCAAUAGUUUUUUUCUUAACAUGAUUUAGAAUUGAACCAGAGUGCUAACCAGGUGUAGGCCAGGACACAGAGAAUGUAAUAUUUUAAGUGAAUGUCAAGGAGAGGUUUGGAACAUGAUACUAUCCCUUUGUGGGUACAACUGUAUGUUUCUUUUGGUUUUCUAAUUGUCUACUGUUGUCUGCAAACAAUAACAAUGACACAAACUAACAAUAACAGUGAAAAAGCAACAUAACUUUGAAUUGUUAUUUCUAUUAUCUGGGUUAUGGCCUUACUCUGUAAAAGAAAAAGAAAAAAAGGUUUGUUUCUAACCAAUGCAAGGAAGAGUUGACAGCUGUAUGCCUCUAUGUGUUGAAGUAAUAAACAUCAAGGGAUUAUUCCAACUAAUGGGGAAACACAACACUGUGUAAUUCAUGACUUUCGGUGGGAACACAUAACUCUCCCCCUCGCAACCUAAAAGUAAAAGCUCCUGUCAAAAACUUUAACAAGGAUGGUAUUAGAGAAAAAACACUUGCCAAAUUGUAACACUGGAGUGUACAAAGGACAGAGGAAACUUUAAUCCAAAAUGGACAAUUAAUGGAAUUAACAAAAGCCCUUCCUGGAUUAUUGUGGAUUUCUUUCAGAAUUUUUGUUGUUGUUUCUUCUCUUAUCAGUGGGAGGGGAUGAGUCUGGUGUUGUGUAUUGAUCUG
Oncorhynchus tshawytscha (Chinook salmon) is the source of this 4533-nucleotide messenger RNA. RefSeq names its product probable G-protein coupled receptor 173. The record is from RefSeq and is a predicted model, not a curated record. The coding region runs from base 1240 to 2403 and encodes 387 amino acids. NCBI's taxonomy places the organism in Eukaryota, Metazoa, Chordata, Actinopteri, Salmoniformes, Salmonidae. Gene Ontology annotation, molecular function: G protein-coupled receptor activity. Gene Ontology annotation, cellular component: plasma membrane. The transcript has 2 exons. Gene Ontology annotation, biological process: G protein-coupled receptor signaling pathway.